Messenger RNA from Anoplopoma fimbria (sablefish), 1789 nucleotides. It is a transcript of the gene bpnt2, whose product is annotated as 3'(2'), 5'-bisphosphate nucleotidase 2. The transcript has 8 exons. Gene Ontology annotation, cellular component: endomembrane system. Gene Ontology annotation, biological process: phosphatidylinositol phosphate biosynthetic process. The record is from RefSeq and is a predicted model, not a curated record. Gene Ontology annotation, molecular function: 3'-nucleotidase activity. The coding region runs from base 502 to 1536 and encodes 344 amino acids. NCBI's taxonomy places the organism in Eukaryota, Metazoa, Chordata, Actinopteri, Perciformes, Anoplopomatidae.
UGCUCGCCGUGUACGUAACGAGAGGAGAAAUGACUGAACAGAGGGGGGAUUGUUCCGCUUUGCCCUCGACACCAGCGAGUUAACGAGAGAAGAAGGAGCGCAGUCAAGCUGUCCGACUAGAGGAAUGUCGUCACGAACAGAAACGACACUCGGUUAUUCGGGGAGUUUCAUCAAACAGACGUCGGACGCUGAUAAACGGGCAGCCACCUAACCGACAUUAGCCCGUGUGUCGGUUCUUUGACAGCUUCAGGUUCCCGCCUUUCACCUGUUUGCUGCAUGACAGUUGACGUGUUAAUCAGGAGGAUUAACGCCAGGUGUGAAGCGGCCAGCUAGCUGCUAGCCACCUAGCUGAGGUGGCGGUGGCGGUGACAGCCACGUCAGCUCACUUUAGCUUAUCGCCAUCUCUCUCUCUCUCUCUUCCUCUUCUGUGCUCUUGCUGAGGUUUUGUGAGUCACAUUAUCCCCCCCAAAAAAACUUCACCUGAGUGUUUUCCUGACACGUAUGGCUCCAAUGGGCAUCCGACUGUCUCCGCUCGGUGUGGCGGUGUUCUGCCUCCUCGGAGUCGGCGUCAUCUACCACCUGUACGCCGGGGUCAUCUCCAACCGCUGGGCUGCUUUCAGACAGAGGAGCAAGGUGGACCUGAGGGACCUGCUGGCUGUCUCAGUGGAGGCCGCGGUGCUAGGUGGCAAAGAGGUGAAGAAGGUGCGCAAUGAAAAUAGCCUGAAUGAGAAGACAAAGGGCAAGACGAAGGAGGGAGCCAAUGAGCUUCUGACUAUGGGUGACCUGCAGUCGCAUAGGAAGAUGUUUAACCUCAUAAGCAACACCUUCCCUGAUGUCACGGUGAACAGCGAGGAGCAUGACAACACGGUGGACAAGGCUGCAUCCUGGAGCCGGGACAUUCCAGCCAACAUACUAGACAAGAUAGAGGGGGGCAAGGAGGUUCCCGCCGAGAGCAUCACUGUGUGGAUCGACCCUCUGGACGCCACACAGGAAUACACAGAGAAUCUGGUGAAGUUUGUGACCACGAUGGUGUGCGUGGCCGUAGAUGGUAAACCAGUCAUUGGGGUCAUACACCAGCCCUUCACUGAGUUCACUGCCUGGGCGUUUGUAGGUCAUGGGUCAAAUAUGAGUCCCCGUCCGUCCUACAGUGUCAGCCCUCCGAAGGUGAUCGUAUCACGUUCCCACUCCGGAAAAGUUAAAAGCUUUGUUCAGGACGCUUAUGGAAACGGCACAACGAUCAUACCAGCAGGUGGAGCAGGAUAUAAGGUCCUGUCACUCCUGGCGAUGCCUUUGAGUGAACCAAGUUCUAUGGACCAGGCAGACGUUUACAUCCAUGUCACCUUUAUUAAGAAAUGGGACAUCUGCGCUGGUGCAGCACUACUGAAUGCACUGGGAGGCCACAUGACAACACUAAAGGGUGAGGACAUCGACUACAGUGGAGAGCCUCUCAACAAAGGAGGACUGGUGGCCAGCGUUGGUGUGGACCACAAGGCCUUACUGGAGAGACUUCCAAACUGGGAACCUGAAAAGCACUGAGGCACGCACAAAGACAGAGCCAUUGGUAGUUUGGUCAGGUUGUGGAAAGGGCAGCAUGUGGCAGCGCUUUUCUAUUACAUAGAGUGGGCUGUGACCGGGCCCGAGCCACUUCAUCGUCGUGUGACACCGAACAUCCACCCAUCAGAUGGAUUGGUGUCACCGUCACGGGCCAUCAAGUGGGACUGUGGAACCAACAUGGCUGCCGCCAUAUACUGCAAUGGCUGACACAAUGGCUCUGAACUCACACUCCUGG